AUGCCAUUUAGUGUUAUGCAUACUCCUGUUGACCAGCGAGUCACUCGUAGCCGUGGCGCUGUGCAAAGCGCUGCUCGCGCUGCUGCCACCAGAAAUUUUGAGGCUCACACCGACCUCACGCGCGACUUCCAGCACGAAGAAGAUUAUGCCGAACCCGACGCUCUCGAUUGCUUGGUCAACGAGCAUGAGGAAGAGGAAAGGCCGAAAAUGGCCGCCACCGGGUCGCACCCGGCCACGCCUUCGACAGGAGCCGCUCCCGUCGAGGCUACCGCGAGCGCUUCUCGCCAUGCCGCAAGCGCCGCCGCCACAUCAGCCGCCGCCGCGGGCCCUGGAUCCCCCCGCAACAAUGACGCCGCCGUGGCCCAGGUCCACAGGACCCUGCAAGCCCUAGUGCACUCUCUAGGCUCCCAACAUCAGCUCCAAUCGCAGAUUGCCGAGCUUGAAUAA
Molecule: messenger RNA, 447 nt
Organism: Monosiga brevicollis MX1
Lineage: Eukaryota; Choanoflagellata; Craspedida; Salpingoecidae
Exons: 1
Coding region: 1-447 (148 amino acids)
Source: RefSeq, a predicted model, not a curated record